Phaethon lepturus (White-tailed tropicbird) is the source of this 1703-nucleotide messenger RNA. RefSeq names its product thymine-DNA glycosylase (gene TDG). Gene Ontology annotation, molecular function: mismatch base pair DNA N-glycosylase activity. Gene Ontology annotation, cellular component: nucleus. The annotation marks the transcript as partial. The transcript is spliced from 9 exons. NCBI's taxonomy places the organism in Eukaryota, Metazoa, Chordata, Aves, Phaethontiformes, Phaethontidae. The record is from RefSeq and is a predicted model, not a curated record. Gene Ontology annotation, biological process: base-excision repair, AP site formation.
AUACUACGCAUAUCUUCAGCAAGCUCAAGCUUUUUACACGUUUCCAUUCCAUCAAAUGAUGACUGCAGCGCCUAAUGUGGAAAUCAUGACUGAGCAGCCGGCUCUAGAGGGCGUUCCAGAGCCAAACAUCGCUCAGGAGCCUCCAAAAGAAGUUAAAAAAGGAGGAAGGAAAAGAAAAGCCAAAGCAACUGAGCCAAAGCAACCCAAAAAGCCUGCUGCUAAAAAAGAAAAAUCAGCCAAGUCAAAAGGCAAACAAGAAAAGAUCACAGAUACUUUUAAAGUAAAAAGAAAAGUGGAUCGUUUUAAUGGUGUAUCUGAAGCAGAACUUCUGACCAAGACUCUACCUGAUAUUUUGACCUUUGAUCUGGACAUUGUAAUAAUUGGCAUAAACCCUGGCUUGAUGGCAGCUUACAAAGGACAUCAUUACCCUGGACCUGGAAACCAUUUUUGGAAGUGUCUCUUCAUGUCUGGUCUAAGUAAUGAACAGCUGAACCAUAUGGAUGACCAUACCUUGCCACAUAAAUAUGGGAUUGGAUUUACAAACAUGGUUGAAAGGACAACACCUGGAAGCAAAGACCUCUCCAGCAAAGAGUUUCGGGAAGGAGGGCGAAUUCUGAUGCAGAAGUUACAGAAGUAUAAACCUCGUAUAGCAGCUUUCAAUGGAAAAUGUAUUUAUGAAAUUUUUAGUAAAGAAGUUUUUGGAAUAAAAGUUAAGAACUUGGAAUUUGGACUGCAGCCACACAAGGUGCCAGAUACAGAAACUCUCUGCUACGUUAUGCCAUCAUCCAGUGCAAGAUGCGCUCAGUUUCCUCGUGCACAAGAUAAAGUUCAUUACUAUAUAAAGCUGAAAGACCUAAGGGAUCAGCUGAAAGGCAUCGCACCGAACACAGAGGUGCAGGAGGUGCAGUACACAUUUGACUUGCAACUUGCACAAGAGGAUGCUAAAAAGAUGGCUGUCAAAGAAGAAAAAUACGAUCCAGGUUAUGAAGCAGCAUAUGGAGGAGCUUACUGUGAUCGUGCACUGUAUGAAAGUGAACAGUGCAAUUUCUCUUCAAAUGGAACUGGAGGCAAUCCUCAGUACUGUGAGGGGUCAUCCUUCGGUGAGGUUCCUAAUGGACAAUGGAUGACACAGUCCUUUGCAGACCAGAUUCCAGAGUUCGCUGCUGGUGUGACACGGGAGGAAGAGGGAAGCAGUGCGUAAGAGCUGUUCCUUCUCGGCUAUGCAUACAUGCUGCAGUUUUAAUGCAGUGGUCAAGAUUGGUACCUCGGUUCUCCAACUGAAGCGUUUUAAUAGUAUUUUAUCUCCACUAGUUAUUUUAUUAUAGUCCAAAGUAAGUGUGUGGUAGGCUCAAAUCAAUGAACUAGAUAAUUUUAAGGAACUGUCCAAACUUUUUAAAAAAAAGUUAGCCCUUUUUUGUAUAUGAGUUUUAUAUUUAAUGUAUACCAUUUCUUGCAGUUUUUGACAAGUUGCUUUCUCAUUUGUGAAGACUUCUUUGGGGCGUUAAUUUUAUUCCAUAAAUGGUAAUGUAGUGGUAGCAGCAGCAGUAUACUUUUUACUGAUGCCUCAAUAUUUGGAUAAUCUCAUAAUCCUUUUAUAUCUGGAGGGGAAAAUGGGAAGUGUACCCUUAUAUUACAUGAAGUGGUGUUUUUAAUCAUGCAGAGUUAAGCAAAUUGUGCUUUUUAAGUCUGCCUUUUACCUUCUU